Messenger RNA from Aethalodelphis obliquidens (Pacific white-sided dolphin), 2428 nucleotides. It is a transcript of the gene P4HB, whose product is annotated as prolyl 4-hydroxylase subunit beta. The record is from RefSeq and is a predicted model, not a curated record. Bases 78 to 1610 code for a protein of 510 amino acids. Gene Ontology annotation, biological process: response to endoplasmic reticulum stress; protein folding. The transcript is spliced from 11 exons. Lineage: Eukaryota; Metazoa; Chordata; Mammalia; Artiodactyla; Delphinidae. Gene Ontology annotation, cellular component: external side of plasma membrane; endoplasmic reticulum. Gene Ontology annotation, molecular function: protein disulfide isomerase activity.
AGGGCGGGGCGGGCAGUGCGCGCUCUUGUGGCCUGCUGUCCUGGCGGCGCCAACAGGAGCGCGGAGAUCGUUUCGACAUGCUACGCCGUGCUCUGUUCUGCUUGGCCCUGGCCGCGCUAGUCCGCGCGGGCGCCGGCGCCCCCGACGAGGAGGACCACGUCCUGGUGCUCCAUAAGGGCAACUUCGACGAGGCGCUGGCGGCCCACAAGUACCUGCUGGUGGAGUUCUAUGCCCCAUGGUGUGGCCACUGCAAGGCUCUGGCCCCGGAGUAUGCCAAAGCAGCUGGGAAGCUGAAGGCAGAAGGUUCUGAGAUCAGACUGGCCAAGGUGGAUGCUACUGAAGAGUCUGACUUGGCCCAGCAGUAUGGCGUCCGUGGCUACCCUACCAUCAAGUUCUUCAAGAACGGAGACACGGCGUCCCCCAAAGAGUACACAGCUGGCAGAGAAGCCGACGAUAUCGUGAACUGGCUGAAGAAGCGCACAGGUCCUGCUGCCAGCACGCUGUCUGACGCGGCUGCCGCGGAGGCCUUGGUGGAGUCCAGCGAGGUGGCAGUCAUCGGCUUCUUUAAGGACGUGGAGUCGGAGUCUGCCAAGCAGUUCUUACUGGCAGCAGAGGCCACCGAUGACAUCCCCUUCGGGAUCACAUCCAACAGUGACAUGUUCUCCAAAUACCAGCUGGACAAGGACGGCGUUGUCCUCUUUAAGAAGUUUGAUGAAGGCCGGAACAACUUUGAGGGGGAGGUCACCAAGGAGAAACUUCUGGACUUCAUCAAGCACAACCAGUUACCCCUGGUCAUCGAGUUCACUGAGCAGACAGCCCCGAAGAUCUUCGGAGGGGAAAUUAAGACACACAUCCUGCUGUUCCUGCCGAAGAGCGUGUCCGACUACGAGGGAAAGCUGAGCAACUUCAAAAAAGCUGCCGAGAGCUUCAAGGGCAAGAUCCUGUUUAUCUUCAUCGACAGCGACCAUGCUGACAACCAGCGCAUCCUGGAGUUCUUCGGCCUGAAGAAGGAGGAGUGCCCGGCCGUGCGCCUCAUCACGCUGGAGGAGGAGAUGACCAAGUACAAACCAGAGUCGGACGAGCUGACGGCAGAGAAGAUCACCGAGUUCUGCCACCGCUUCUUGGAGGGCAAGAUCAAGCCCCACCUGAUGAGCCAGGAGCUGCCUGAUGACUGGGACAAGCAGCCUGUCAAAGUGCUCGUCGGGAAGAACUUCGAAGAGGUCGCUUUUGAUGAGAAAAAGAACGUCUUUGUGGAGUUCUACGCCCCGUGGUGCGGUCACUGCAAGCAGCUGGCCCCCAUCUGGGAUAAGCUGGGAGAGACGUAUAAGGACCACGAGAACGUCAUCAUUGCCAAGAUGGACUCCACAGCCAAUGAGGUGGAGGCGGUGAAAGUGCACAGCUUCCCCACGCUCAAGUUCUUCCCCGCCAGCGCCGACAGGAUGGUCAUCGACUACAAUGGGGAGCGGACACUGGACGGUUUUAAGAAGUUCCUGGAGAGCGGCGGCCAGGACGGAGCCGGGGAUGAUGAUGAUCUAGAAGACCUCGAAGAAGCAGAAGAGCCUGAUCUGGAGGAAGACGAUGAUCAAAAAGCUGUGAAAGAUGAACUGUAACACAGAAAACCAGACCUGGGCACCCAAACCCGGCACCUCCCAGUGGGCUGCACACCCAGCAGCACAGCCUCCGGACGCCCACAGACCCUCCCGGAGAGGGAGCGUCGAUCGGAAAUGCAGGGAACUUUUUUGAAGCCACACUUCACUCUAACACACGUGUAAAUCUAAACCCGUCUUCCUUUGCUUUGCAACUUUUGGAAAGGGGUUUAUUUCCAGGCCAGCCCAGCCCAUCUUGGUGGGCCUUUUUUUUAAAUUGUGGUGUACUUUUUUGUACAUGGUUCUGUCCAGAGUGCCCGCUAAAAUGUUUUGGAAUCUCAUGCUGGCAACGUCUCAUUCCUGUUAGGUUUAUACUAUCACUUUAAAAAAAAAUUCCAUCUGUGGGAUUUUUAGAUGUUUUUGGAAGUCAGGGCGUCUGUUCCACCUUGGCCAGGCCUCCCUGGGACUCCUGUCCCCUGUGUGGGGCAGGACCAGGCCGGUCUGGACAGGUCCCUCACCUCAUGCGGUGUUGCCAUGGUGGAGCGUGGCUCCUGCAUCGUUUGGUUAAAUGGUGACUUCAGGUUUCUGUCACAGGGGCCCCCCCCAUGACUGGAGGGUGCAGCUGCAGCCCCCUCCUUCCCCAAGCCAGGGUCCUUGUUGCUCUGUGACAUCCAGGGUGGCCUGAGGCCCGCACCAGGCAGAACCAGGACCCUCCGUUUCCAGGCUGGGAGGCGGCCAAGGAUGCUUGCUUGAGCCGAAUCACAUGUUGACAGUUCUUCAGGCAUUUCUACCACAAUAUUGGAAUUGGACACAUUGGCCAAAUAAAGUUGAAAUUUUCUGCC